ACAGAUGGAGCGAAACCACAACGAGGAGGUUAACCACACCUUUGACAGUCAACUUCUUUCUGUUGAGCCUCUUGACCGACUUUUAAGAUGCGACACACCGAAGGCGAGCUGGAUGAUGAGCUUUUUUCCUCCCGCUCUCUUUUUUUCUCAGUAGCCUAAAUAUUUGCCGACUUCUCUCCACCUCUUAUGCAUUUAAGAAAUAAGCAGACUCGAUUGUGGCUGAGUUGGUGGUUUUAAACGUUGCCGGGGAUUUUACGUCGCUCGUCAUGAUGGUUCGGCUCUCACGGAUCCAGCUGGCCCUGUUCUUCAUCUUACUCUGUCCGGUCAACAUCAUCGGACUCUGGUGGGCAGUGGGCAGUCCACUGGUCAUGGACCCCAACAGCAUUUGUAGGAAGGCAAAGCGUCUGGCAGGGAAACAGGCUGAGUUGUGCCAGACUCAGCCAGAAAUAGUGAGUGAGGUGGCCAAAGGUGCACGGUUGGGCGUGAGGGAGUGUCAGUACCAAUUCAGGUACCGUCGGUGGAACUGUACCAGCCAUAACAAAUACUUUGGCAAAAUCCUACAACAAGAUAUCCGAGAGACAGCAUUUGUGUACGCCAUCACUGCGGCCGGCGUGACGCAUGCUGUUACCCAGGCCUGCAGUAUGGGAGACCUCCUGCAGUGCGGUUGCGAGGCAACCAGGAAUAGAGCACCUCCAAGGCCGCCCUCAUCUUCCUCCCCUGGGGACGGUGUAAAGUGGGAGUGGGGCGGCUGUGGAGAUGACGUGGAGUUUGGGUAUGAAAAGUCAAAACAGUUUAUGGAUGCCAAGAGGAGACGGGGCAAGAGCGACAUCAGGACGCUUAUUGACCUACACAAUAAUGAAGCUGGGCGGCUGGCAGUGAAGCUCUACAUGCGGACAGAGUGCAAAUGCCAUGGACUGUCGGGCUCGUGCACCUUGCGUACGUGCUGGAAGAAGAUGCCCCAUUUUCGCGAGGUUGGCGACCACCUCCUGGAACGCUUCAAAGGUGCUUCUCAAGUGAUGGGUGGCAAUGAUGGAAAGACCCUGAUCCCUGUGGGCCAGAACAUAAAACCACCAGAUAAGCAGGACCUAAUCUACUCCGACGAGUCACCAGAUUUCUGUCUGGCAAAUCGGAAAACUGGCUCACUGGGGACACGAGGCCGCAUGUGCAACAGCACAGCCAUGGACAUCAGUGGCUGUGACUUGCUCUGCUGUGAGCGAGGCUACAGAGAGGAGACUGUGGUGUUUGAGGAGAACUGUCUGUGUCGUUUCCACUGGUGUUGUGUGGUCCAGUGCAAGAAAUGCUUGGUCCGAAAAGAGCUUAGUCUCUGCCACUGAACACAGCAUUGAGUGAGAGUCUUCAAAACUAUCCCUG
Molecule: messenger RNA, 1371 nt
Organism: Thalassophryne amazonica
Lineage: Eukaryota; Metazoa; Chordata; Actinopteri; Batrachoidiformes; Batrachoididae
Gene: wnt6b
Product: wingless-type MMTV integration site family, member 6b
Exons: 4
Coding region: 267-1334 (355 amino acids)
Biological process (GO): multicellular organism development; canonical Wnt signaling pathway; cell fate commitment
Cellular component (GO): extracellular region
Molecular function (GO): frizzled binding; cytokine activity
Source: RefSeq, a predicted model, not a curated record